Molecule: messenger RNA, 1530 nt
Organism: Nothobranchius furzeri (turquoise killifish)
Lineage: Eukaryota; Metazoa; Chordata; Actinopteri; Cyprinodontiformes; Nothobranchiidae
Gene: epcam
Product: epithelial cell adhesion molecule
Cellular component (GO): membrane
Source: RefSeq, a predicted model, not a curated record
UCAACGUUUAUGUAAAUGAGUGACGUCAGACAUCGGUGUUAUAAAUUAACCUCGGUGAGAGCGGUUUCAGUCACACAACAACCCGCAGGAGGAUCACAAGCUGCGUUUUUACUGGAAUCAGACGUCCUUUGUUGUUUGUGCGCGUGCUCGUUAAGUUUCUGUCCGAACAGGUUCGCCCGGACACACCUGCGACAGGUAGAAGAAGGAAGUAGCGUCGACGGCGCUCCCCACUCAGCUCGUGACCUUCGUGAACAACAGAAGGACAGAAAAGAGCUUUUAGAAGAGGAACGACUUCUGUUGGAGUUCAUUAUUUGUGUCUUCAUCAUGAAACUGUGGAUUUUCCUCCUGGUGGCCGGAUGUGCCACCCUGGUGACCGCUCAGUGUCCUCUGUGCACCACUAUGAAAUGGGGCAGAUGUGAGCAGAAUGACCAAUCCCAGUGCGGCUGUUUCCUACUAGUUGAUGAUGGACGACCACAACCGAUCGACUGCUCUACAUUGGUGCCCAAAUGCUUCCUGAUGAAGGCAGAGAUGUACAGAGCCCGGAAAGGCCAGUCCACCCGCAGCAUCGGAGGAAAACCCGUUGAGACGGCCUUCUUGGACAAUGAUGGCAUCUACGAUCCAGAGUGUGAGGCAGACGGCAGAUUCAGAGCAAGGCAGUGCAACAAUACCGAAGAGUGUUGGUGCGUCAACAGCGCUGGUGUCCGCCGAUCUGACAAGGGUGAUAAGAGCAUGAACUGUAGUCAGCUGGUGGAGACCUACUGGAUCCGUUUUCAGCUGACCCACAAAGAGGUGUCUGGACAAAUAAACGACAAAAGUUUGAAGAACUCUCUUGGUGCAGAGAUGAAAAGUCGUUACGGUCUUGACCCAAGUUUGAUUGAUAAUCUCCAGUACGACCCAGACGCACGCAUGAUUGUGAUGGAUGUGAAGAAACCCAAGGGGGAUCGAGCGAUCGACUUGGGUCGUAUGGCGUACUACAUGGAGAAAGACGUGAAAAUCCUCCCCCUGUUCUAUAACGACUCCAAAAAGUUCAUCACUAGUGUGGAUGGGCAGAGCCUGGGGAUGGAGAACAUCCUGGUGUACUACGUGGAUGAGGUCGCUCCGACCUUUACCAUGAAGAACCUUUCAGGUGGGAUCAUCGCGGUCAUCGUGGUCGUGGUGUUGCUUGUGGUUGUGGGUCUGCUGCUCCUGUUCUUGUACAGACGACAACAGAAGAAAAAGUACAAGAAGACGCCGCAAAGGGAGCUGGACAACAUGUAAAGCGUUUGGUUUACGGAGUCGUCUACAGAGUGUGCCUCGUUAUUUUACAAGCGUGCGGAAUGAAGACAGAAAUCUGUGGGUUUUUUAGCUAGUCCCCCCCCCCUCCUUUAUUUUUUUUUUAAUAAACACUGCGUAGCAUCUUUAUUGAAUUACUCUGUAUGUCAGGUCUCAGAUUCAUUGUAAAUGCCAUGAUGAGUUUUAAACAUGUUGGUAGGAAAUUCUGUGUCAUUGUACAGUUUUGUUUGAAUUGUUUAAAUAAACACUUUUAAAAUA